Eucalyptus grandis is the source of this 904-nucleotide messenger RNA. RefSeq lists its product as uncharacterized. NCBI's taxonomy places the organism in Eukaryota, Viridiplantae, Streptophyta, Magnoliopsida, Myrtales, Myrtaceae. The record is from RefSeq and is a predicted model, not a curated record. The coding region runs from base 1 to 624 and encodes 207 amino acids. The transcript has 6 exons.
AUGGCCGAGACGAGCCUGAAAGAUGAAACUGGGUCGCGAGAUCUCUGCCUUGGGUUCUACCAGAGGGUCUCGAGCUGGAGGGUUGUAGCCGUAAAUGCAGCUCUGGGGACGCCUCCCACCUUCCAUCUGUCAAAUUCUUGCAUGCAUGGGAGCAGAGGCUGUCUCGGAUGCUUUACUAAACCUGCAUCAAUUAUCUCUGUGGAUGAUCCUUCAAAAAGAUACCAAAUUCAAGGCCAAGCAGUGAAGAAACGAUUCUUUGCAGACAGCUCCUCGAGCACUUGCUCUUGUGAAAUGGAUAAAAGUGUUGCACCUUCUCAGAUAAGUACAUCCUCCAUCAGCACAUUAAACCAGAUCCUUGAUCCUCCUCACAGCGACACUGGUGAACCGAGCAACCCAACUGAGUUUGUAAAUCACGGCCUUCUUCUGUGGAACCAGACAAGGCAGCAAUGGACUGCAAAUAAGGGAGCUCAGAAUCACAAACAAGUCCGUAAACCUAAAAUCAGCUGGAAUGCAACUUACAAGAGCCUACUCGGGACCAGCAAGCCUUCCCCACAGCCCAUUCCACUUGCAGAAAUGAUAGAUUUUCUAGUCGAUGUCUGGGAGCAGGAGGGCUUGUACGGUUGACUGUUUAGCAAUUUCGGUAAUGUCAGCAUUCCUGGGCUGCUUGAGAAUUCUAUCAUGCGAAACCGCAUAUCAUUGUGUUGCGCAUUUGACUCGACUGAAUGCCCGGCUAGUCAUGUGCACAGAGAGGCUUGGAUGUAUUACCUGCCGGGCAUCCACAGGAACUUGCAAAUGUGUGGACGACUGAACAAAAUGUUUGUGUUCGUGUCGUCGCCAGUUCAAUUUACCUUGUUUUUAGGCCCUGCAAACUUCUUUAUUGAUGAAGGUCUAAGCUUACCUUAAA